GAGUGAUUUUUACUCGGGAAUGUCAACAAUGCGAUCGCGAUCCUGCAAUAUUUUACAUAGUUGUCGCGUUUCUUCGCGUCGACUUCCGGUCGCUGGGGUGUCGGCGUUUCGCGAUGUAAACAUUAUCUAGUUUAGGGUUUCGGGCCGCGGGUCUAGGAGCGGUUAGGGCAUGAAGUGGGCCGAAGGUGUCGUGUUGUUAAUUUUGCUCGAGUGCUGGUGUGAUGGCGCAAUUUUCGAAAGACGCGGAGCGGCGAGUGGCGACGGCGAGGUUCGCCCGCGAUUCACUUCAGUCGCGUCGGUGGCCUUACGUGAUUUGACGUAUUCCGCGCGCGGUGAUGAGUGAUGACACUUGCCACAAUUAUUCAUGAAAUGUCAAGCAUUUUACUUGUAAUGCGUGAGUGAACGGUAAACAGAAUAACUCGUGGUGCACUAGUACUCAAUGCAGUGAUUUUUAUGUGUCAUGGACUGUUACUACUCAAAGUUUUAUCCCAGGCGUAAGUGACAGAUGGCAAGUUUACGGUGAUCCGACAGCAUGCAUCCUGCCGGUUACUACGCCAAUCUCGCGAGCGGCGCGCUCGCGGCCGGCACCAUAGCUUCCCCCUGGAGCGCGGCGGCCGGCGCGCCCGACACCAACGGCUCGGGUGGCGCCGACGCCAAGCACCUCGACGUCGGAGAUGCCAGCGACGAUGAGAAGGAUAUGUCAGCUGCGGACGCGGAGGGGGUGUGGAGUCCGGACAUCGAGCAGAGCUUCCAGGAGGCGCUGGCCAUCUACCCCCCCUGCGGCCGCCGCAAGAUCAUCCUCUCCGACGAGGGCAAGAUGUACGGACGCAAUGAACUUAUAGCGAGGUAUAUAAAGCUAAGGACGGGGAAGACGCGGACUCGCAAGCAGGUGUCUUCCCACAUCCAGGUGCUGGCCAGGCGGAAACUCAGAGAGAUCCAGGCCAAACUAAAAGUGGACGGCGGUGUGAUGAAAGAGAAGGCGAUGCAGUCAGUGAGCACGCUGUCUAGCGCGCAGAUAGUGGCGGGCUUCCCCCACCAUCCCCACCCCGCCUAUCACACGCAAUUCUGGCAGCCUGGGUUACAAGCGGGGACAUCACAAGACGUGAAGCCGUUCCCUGGCACGGGGUACAAAGGCGUCCCGGUGGGCGGAGUGGGAGUCCCGGGCUCGGACGUCGCGCCGCCACCGCCCUGGGAGGGCCGGGCCAUCGCCACGCACAAACUGCGCCUCGUCGAGUUCUCCGCCUUCGUGGAGCACCCCAGAGACCCCGACACGUAUCCCCCGAGUGCGGCGCCGGCGCAGCAUCUAUUCGUUCACAUCGGCGGCACCGUCACAUACGCGGACCCACUAUUAGAGUCGGUGGACGUGCAGCAGAUCAACGACAAGUUCCCUGAGAAGAAGGGCGGGCUGAAGGAGCUGUACGAGAAGGGGCCGCGGAACGCGUUCUUCCUGGUCAAGUUCUGGGCCGACCUCAACACCACCGACCUCGACGACCCCGCUGCCUUCUACGGCGUCACCAGUGUGUACGAGAGCAACGAAAACAUGACGAUAACGUGCAGCACCAAGGUGUGCUCGUUCGGCAAACAGGUCGUCGAGAAGGUGGAGACGGAGUACGCGCGGUUUGAGGGCGGGCGCUUCGUAUACCGGCUGACGCGGUCCCCCAUGUGCGAGUACAUGGUCAACUUCAUACACAAGCUGAAACACCUCCCGGAGAAGUACAUGAUGAAUAGCGUCCUCGAGAACUUCACUAUACUACAGGUGGUGUCCAACCGGGACACGCAAGAAACGCUGCUGUGCGCGGCGUUUGUGUUCGAGGUGUCCAACAGCGAGCACGGCGCGCAGCAUCACAUAUACAGGCUCGUCAAAGACUGAACUCCGACAGCGGGGGCGCCGCGAGAGGCAGCGGGGGCGCAGUUAGAAGCAGUGGGGGUCCCGCGCGAGGUAGUGGGGACGUUAGAGACAGUAGGGGCCCGACGGACUAGACGGAGACGGCAGUAGCGCCCCGCGAGACAAUAGGAGCGUCGUAAGGAGCCGCCAAGUGAGACAUCGGGGGCACCGCGCAGCAACAGGGACGUCGCCCCAAGCCUCCACACGCGCCCCGGCGACCAACUGAAUUCCGACUCUGGAGUCCGCGCCGCACGUCUACGCUACUGUUUUUCAGUUACACUGGAUUUUUUCCUAAGAUUUUUAUAUCCGUUACUCUAUUUUUAUAUUUUAUACCCUUUUUUGUUUCUUUAACAUAUAUAUUAUAAUUUAUACCUAUAUCUUUACUUUUCUCCGUGCCGUUUACUAUUGGCACAACAAGUUUUUGAUUUGUAAAAUUGCUUUAAUUCUUUGGAAAGCUACUUAAAAUUUUUACCUUAUAUACAAAGAAAUAAGAAAAUAUUUACCACAAAAAGUGUAAAUGCUAUAUCUUCCUAAUAGUUUCUGGAUGUGGAAAAUGUUAUAUGCAGAUGUAAAUUUGAAUGUAAUAAGUUAGAUAAAGCAACACUAUUUUGUACACUGUAUGUACCCGGUGCUCACAGAUAUAAAUUAUUUCUGUAAAAUAAAUGCACAUUGUUUUCAAAAUAUAGGUACAUUCUUAUAUCCCAGUUUGAAAAUAAUUGUAGUUCUUAAUCAUAUUACUUUUCUCUUAUUUUUAUUAUAUUUCUUUUACUAUUUUCUGACAUCUUCCAAUGUGUAUUUAUUUUCAGUGAAAUAAUUUCGCCCCUCGAGCUAACGCGGUGUAGUCUGGAGCCUGUAGAAUAUCACAGUGAGUGAAUAUAGACGAAUACACACAGUGCCUCUACUAAUUAUGUUACAUUAACAUAAAUUACUCGAGCGUGUUUAAUCUUUUCACUGGAAAGUUUUGUGUAAUUAGAUCGUUGACAGUGAAAAGAUUAGAUUUAGGAUACACUGAAUCGGUAGUUUUGUUAAGGUAGUUAUAUAGGAAAGUUUGUCGUAGUUCUUUUACGGUUUCGCUCGGCACCCGGGGAGUGCCGCACGUCGGAAUAGUUCGAUCUCGAUAGUUUUGCAGCGCUCCCCUUUUUAUGUGGCAACUAUUUUCGCGUUUAUUUUUUGCACUGGCGAUCUUACACAUUAACGUUGUAAAUAGUACGCACGAGAGUGCAAAACUAACUGUAAAUUAAGGCAAAAGAGUUGUACAGAUAACUGGCGGACCUCCUAAAGGUUCCACUAAAUAUAGUGUGAAGUUGUGACUCGAUCUCUGUCCGCAGAGCGCGGGCCGGUAACAAAUAUUGAUCUUUAAGAGUUGUGUUUAGGCCUAACUUUUGUACGUGUAGAUUAACUUUGGCGUCCUAGUUUUAUUUUUUACAAAUUAACUAUCAUCGCCGCGCGAGAAGCUGCUUCGGUUCGCGAAAUAAACGAGUUUGCUUCUCCCAAACUCGAGGUGAAUCAACUACUAAUGUAUUAAAGUAAUUUUUAUGUGUAAUCGCAUAAAAAUGUGGAGCAAUAAUUGUUUAAGUUACGAAAAGUAUUUUCCUAUAAAAAUGUUUAAACCACAGACAUAGAUCAAGAUAGAUACCGCAUGUCCCUCCAUUUGUAUGGAAACGAGCGUGCCACUUUUUUCCUAUGAUAAGAAACGUGCCCUUUAUCUACGCCAACGUUUCUAUUCGAAUUUUUACAGCUCAAUACGGCACAAUUAGGCAUUUUACAAAAUUCCAAUUGACGUCCCGGGAUUCCGAAUAGCAGACUAAAGAACAGAUUUUCGAACGACGAGCAUUGCUCGUCGUUUGGGAACGCGAUAUGGCACGCGAAGUACAUACACAUGCGUUAUCUAUCUUUAUAUAGGUAUGUGGUUUAAACCAAUUUAUUUUGGUACAUAUCAUAAUAGCUGUGUACAUAAAAUUAUAAUUUGGAUUUAAAUCGCAAACGCAAUAAUGUUGUUAUAUAAUUGCUCACUAUCCCCCUCACUGGUAAAAAUAUUUACGCAGCGUAUACAAGGUUUGCCUGUCCUUGCCUGGCGUAUUGAAAACAGUCAUGACA
Aricia agestis (brown argus) is the source of this 3982-nucleotide messenger RNA. RefSeq names its product transcriptional enhancer factor TEF-1 (gene scalloped). The record is from RefSeq and is a predicted model, not a curated record. Lineage: Eukaryota; Metazoa; Arthropoda; Insecta; Lepidoptera; Lycaenidae. Gene Ontology annotation, cellular component: transcription regulator complex. Bases 533 to 1870 code for a protein of 445 amino acids. Gene Ontology annotation, molecular function: RNA polymerase II cis-regulatory region sequence-specific DNA binding; DNA-binding transcription factor activity, RNA polymerase II-specific. Gene Ontology annotation, biological process: regulation of transcription by RNA polymerase II; embryonic organ development; hippo signaling. The transcript has 13 exons.